AUGUUUCAACGUAAGCUCAUAAAUGUCAACAAUACGAUCUCAAAUAGUACAAACCUGUCUUCUUUCACACUAUUGACGUAUAAUAUUUUGUCACAGUCUUAUAUGUGGCCUCAGGUUUACAAGUACGUUCCAGCAAAAUAUAAAAGUUGGGAAUAUAGACAUAAACUACUCGAAUAUGAGAUACUGAAGUUAUACAACGCUGACAUAAUAUGUUUACAAGAGUUGACAAGUCGGGACUACGAGUAUUACUGGAGGAAAAAGUUAUCUAAAUUUAACAAAGGGUCUGAUUUUAUUUGUAAGACACCUCCGAAAUAUUGGACAAAGGCAGCUGAUGAUCUAGAUGGUGUUGGUAUUUUCUAUAACUUGGACAUGUUUGAGCUGAUUGAUUCGAAUGGGAUUCGAUUAAGUGAUUUUUUAAUUUCAGAUUUUGAACAGCCGGAGCUUGAUUACUUAGCCUCUAGAAAACUUGUUCUGACUGAUGGAGAAGGCAGGCAAAUUAAAGUGAGUAAUAUUUUGGAUGUUUUGGAAGAGAAAAACCAAGUUUGUCUCUUUAUGACGUUGAAACAUAAGAGAACCGGUGCGACAGUUGUAGUUGUUACUACGCAUCUUUAUUGGAAAUACGAUGAAAUCAAGUUGACUCAAUGUAUGAUUAUUAUGAGACAAUUGUCAAAGAUAAUGAAGGAUCAGUUGAAAAAAGAUGGUAGUUCGUUUGUCAAAGUGUUAUUUGCUGGUGAUUUAAAUUCCAAUAGAAACUCAGUGGUCAUAAAUUUUUUGAAAGGACAAAUUCUAAAUAAUAACAAACUAAAUAUGUUGAACCCCAUGAGAGCAUACUUAAAUCGCACCAUAUAUGAUGACAUUCCAAACUCUACAUAUCUAAAUACAUGUUAUUCCGGAAAAUUGAAAGGUGUAUUUGACUACAUAUGGUACCACGACGCAGAGUUUCGAAUGACCAAGAUAUUAUCAGGCAAAGAGGUUUCACAAGAAUUAUUAGAAUUGGAACAACAUGGUUUACCGAAUGCUGACCAUCCGAGCGAUCAUAUCCCAGUCUUAGCUGAAUUCCAGAUUCUUUGA
Kazachstania africana CBS 2517 is the source of this 1071-nucleotide messenger RNA. It is a transcript of the gene NGL1, whose product is annotated as RNA exonuclease. The coding region runs from base 1 to 1071 and encodes 356 amino acids. Gene Ontology annotation, molecular function: poly(A)-specific ribonuclease activity. The transcript has a single exon. Lineage: Eukaryota; Fungi; Ascomycota; Saccharomycetes; Saccharomycetales; Saccharomycetaceae. The record is from RefSeq and is a predicted model, not a curated record.